AUGGAUACUACAAUACAUCAAAAUGAGAUUAUUUCAUUAUUAGACGAGAAAAGAGAUAUUUCAAGCACAUUAAAAUUUUCUUCAUUGCUUGGGUCCAUUACAAUAACCAAAUUCGUAAUAUUUUUGGUCGGAUUCUCCGAUGGGCUAACUCAUCUUGCAACACUUGCAAUUUACUACUUGUUGAAAGAUGAUUUACAUCUUUCCCCACCUGAAGUAUCGGUAAUAUACGCAAUUCCUGCAAUACCAUGGUUUUUGAAGCCUUUGUUUGGAAUGAGAAGGAAGCCAUACUUGAUUUUUUUUUCAAUACUUCAAGUUAUUGGAUUUUUAUUGCUUGCAACAAAUGCUGAUACUGUUUUAAAAGCUGCGACUUGCUUGUUACUAAUAUCAUUAAGCGCAGCAUUUUGUAGUAGCAUUGCUGAGGCAUUAGUUGUGGAGACUUCUGGAAUAAAUGGCGGUGCUGAAACCGUUUCCGAUUAUUUUGGUUCAAAAGCAUUGGGUGCAUUAACAACAGCAUAUUUUUCUGGGUCGUUGUUAGAUACUUAUAGUAAACAAGGAAUAUUUCUUACUACAUCGAUAUUCCCAUUAUUUGUAUUUAUUGCUAGCUUGAUAAUGGAAGAUAAAAAACAGACGGGAGAACUGACUGCAAAGAACCAACUAUUAUCACUUAAAGAAUUCUUGAAAAGACCUAUUAUUUGGGGGCCAGCAAUAUAUAUUUUUACUUAUACAGCAGGGCCAGAUUAUGAUGAUGCCAUGUUUUUUUAUUUUACAAACAGACUUGGCUUUUCACCAACGUUUAUGGGUAGUUUAAGGCUAACAUAUGGGAUUGCAGGGAUAAUUGGAAUUGUAUUAUACAGAAUCAUUCUUAAAAGAACCCCUUUUCGUGAAAUACUACUCUGGACCACCUUAUUUUCGAUUCCAAUCUAUAUUCUACCUCUAGUGUUAGUCACAGGGCUCAACCUAAAUCUUGGAAUUUCAAAUAGAAUGUUUGCCUUAUCCGGUGGAUUUUUAAUCGAAGCAAUUGCAGAGAUACAAUUAUUACCACUUCUUGUAAUGACUACGAAGCUUUGCCCAAAAGGUCUUGAAGGGUCUGUAUAUGCAGUUAUGAUGUCAAUACGAAGUCUUGGAACAGGAGUUUCAAAAGUUAUCUCCGCAGGAUUGGCAUAUUUACUUGGAAUUACUGCAUUCAAUUUUUCAAACCUGGGGUUAUUAAUUUGGAUUUCAUCUGCAUUCUUACUAUUGCCUCUCCUUUUCUUGAAUCUGGUUAGUUAUUUUAUGUUUUCCCUACUUCAAAUUCAUUUUAUUUUAGGUUGUAAAUGA
This is a messenger RNA of Cryptosporidium ubiquitum, 1317 nucleotides long. Its product is annotated as BT1 family protein. NCBI's taxonomy places the organism in Eukaryota, Apicomplexa, Conoidasida, Eucoccidiorida, Cryptosporidiidae. The coding region runs from base 1 to 1317 and encodes 438 amino acids. The transcript is spliced from 4 exons. The record is from RefSeq and is a predicted model, not a curated record.